UAAUUUAACAAUUAAAAAAGAAAGAUGACACAUUUACUUAAGAAAUACUCAAAGGAUUUUAUUAAAUUCAAAGACACCUAUGAUGAUGCUUUCUUAUUAGGGUAUUUAUUUGGAUAGAACUAUGCUGAUAAUCUAGAUAGAUUACAUGAAGCUUUUCUUUACUUGAACAAAAAAAGGUCUUAGGGUGUUUUUUCUUACGAAGAGAAGCUUAAUAUAUUAAAUAAAUCCUUAGAAACUUAAGAUGGAAUCAUUUCAGAUAAAAUUAUGAAGCUUUGCUAAUACCUCAAGAACAAAAAAAAAUAAAAGUCUAAUUUUUGUGCUAUUUGCAGCUAAAGCAUAGAGAAUCAAGAGUAAGCUUAUCAAAGCACUUGUUGUAAAGUUAAUUUCCAUGGAUAAUGCCUUGCAAAUAAUGUUUCGGCCUAACUAACGAAUUAAAAUUAAGCUUUCUGUGUUUAUUGCAAGAGAAGCAUAAAUCUUAUUGAUCUAUUUAGUAUAGGGAAGUUUGCAACAAAAGAAGAAUUUAAAGUAAUUGAAAGCUAAAUGUAAGUUCUUUCAAAUAUAUCAGGAAACACUUGGGAAUACAACAAUAGCCAGUCUUAAAUCAGUGAAUUUGAUAAAAUUUUUAGCAAAAACAAAGGUGAUUAAUUUUAAACAAGCAAACAAUAAAUUGAAACAGGAAAUAUUUUCAAGGGUUACUAGCUUUAGCCAUGUCCUAAUAUGAUUUAAAACAGUGGGAACAAUAACUUACUAUUUAAGAAUUAAUAAACAAUUAUUGAGGUAGAGGAGAAAUAGUCACCUAUCAAGGAUCAGAAAAGUAUGCAGAAAUACUAAAACAAUCAAGAUUCAUUUUCAAUGCUAAACUUUGAAGACAUCGAAAUAAAUAGCAAUUUUUCUAAUCAAAAAAAUAAAAAAAGGUAGAAUAUAGUUGUUCCAAAAAGGUUGUCAGACACAUUCGAAUAAUUUAGUGCCUCUAAUCAGAAAUAAGAUAAUUCUUAAAUGAAUAACAAUUUUGUCUCAAAUUACAUUUAAGAUCGUAAAUAAAUUUGCACAAAUAAUUAACAUAAUAAUCUAGUUAAGAAAAAUUUUAUUUACUUCUAAAAGUGA
Messenger RNA from Tetrahymena thermophila SB210, 1104 nucleotides. RefSeq lists its product as hypothetical. The record is from RefSeq and is a predicted model, not a curated record. The transcript is spliced from 5 exons. NCBI's taxonomy places the organism in Eukaryota, Ciliophora, Oligohymenophorea, Hymenostomatida, Tetrahymenidae.